GCCAAUGAUGGGUCCCAUUUCCUGAGGGAACCGGGACCGCGACUGCGCGUUGGACACCGCCUCCCGCACGGGGGUUUGGGGUGCGGAGCGGAAGCCGGGAGGAGCCGGAGCCGCCGGAGUGAUCAUGGGCAACGUGUUGGCCGCCAGCUCGCCGCCCGCGGGGCCGCCCCCCCCGUCCGGCCCGGGCCUCGUGGCCGCGCCGCCGCCGCUCCCGCCGCCGCCGCCGGGCUUCACGCUGCCUCCUAUGGGCGGCCUGAGCGCGCCCCGCGGAGGUGUCCCGGGUGGCCCCGCGUGCGGGACCCCCACGCCUGAGGACGAGGCCUGCUGCCUGCCCAAUCCGGGCACGUUCGAGGAGUGUCACCGCAAGUGCAAGGAGCUCUUCCCGGUGCAGAUGGAGGGUGUGAAGCUCACGGUGAACAAGGGCCUCAGCAACCAUUUCCAGGUGAACCACACAGUGGCCCUCAGCACCAUCGGAGACUCCAACUACCACUUUGGGGUCACCUAUGUAGGGACCAAGCAGCUCAGUCCCACUGAGGCCUUCCCGGUGCUGGUGGGAGACAUGGACAACUGUGGGAGCCUCAAUGCCCAGGUGAUCCACCAGGUGGGACCCGGCCUGCGGUCCAAGAUGGCCGUGCAGACCCAGCAGUCGAAGUUUGUGAACUGGCAGGUGGAUGGAGAAUACCGGGGCUCCGACUUCACGGCCGCGGUGACCCUGGGGAACCCCGAUGUCCUGGUGGGCUCAGGGAUCCUGGUGGCUCACUACCUUCAGAGCAUCACUCCAUGCCUGGCCUUGGGCGGGGAGCUGGUUUAUCACCGAAGGCCAGGAGAGGAAGGCACUGUCAUGUCCCUGGCCGGGAAGUACACAGCGCCUAACUGGCUGGCGACCUUGACCGUGGGCCAGGCAGGAGCCCACGCCACGUAUUACCACAAGGCCAGUGACCAGCUCCAAGUCGGGGUGGAAUUUGAAGCCAGCACCCGAAUGCAGGACACCAGCGUCUCCUUCGGCUACCAACUGGACCUUCCCAGGGCCAACCUCCUCUUCAAAGGCUCCAUGGACAGUAACUGGAUCGUGGGGGCAACCCUGGAGAAGAAGCUGCCUCCCCUGCCCCUGACGCUGGCCCUGGGCGCCUUCCUCAAUCAUCGAAAGAACAAGUUCCAGUGUGGUUUUGGCCUCACUAUCGGCUGAACCCACCACACCGCCUGGCCCGGCUUGGCCCUCCUUCCCUCUGCUCCAGGCUGGGGAGGAAGGGCAUCUGAGGUUCCCGAGGGCUAAGAGAGUCUGGGGGGAGACCCCAGAUCUGGGGAGACCUUGGGCGUGGCCAGGGAGACUUCAGGCUUUCGGACAGGGACUUCAGAACACUGGAAGACCAAUCCCCCUGCCCCCCUCCCCAUUCCUGGAAAGUGCUCAGGAAUCUAGGAGACCCAGGUGGGAAGAAGGACUAUGGGGGGGGCCUCGGGGUGGGGCCUCUCUCCUUCCCCCAAGUGAUGGAGCUGGGCUGCUGGAGAGUGCGUGCAGUGGGGGCUGGGCAUCCCUGCCCUGCCUCACCGGUGGCCACAGGAGGGGGCGUCGUCACCCCAGCCCCCCAGUUCCGUCCAUUUCCCUUGGCCUCUCCCCCACUCAGCCCCUCUGCCGCUGCCCCCCUCGGUGUAAAUCAUGUUUAUAAGUUAUGGAAAAAAGAGAACAUUUUACAGAAAAAACCCACAAAAAUACAUGGCUAAAAAAGUGA
This is a messenger RNA of Dromiciops gliroides (monito del monte), 1727 nucleotides long. It is a transcript of the gene TOMM40, whose product is annotated as translocase of outer mitochondrial membrane 40. The transcript has 10 exons. Gene Ontology annotation, cellular component: mitochondrial outer membrane translocase complex; mitochondrial outer membrane. Lineage: Eukaryota; Metazoa; Chordata; Mammalia; Microbiotheria; Microbiotheriidae. Gene Ontology annotation, molecular function: transmembrane protein transporter activity. The record is from RefSeq and is a predicted model, not a curated record. Gene Ontology annotation, biological process: protein import into mitochondrial matrix. Bases 125 to 1186 code for a protein of 353 amino acids.